AUUGCUAUUGGUAGCGAAUGGCAGCUCCUGGUCUCUUCACAACCGCUCUCUUCCCACCCUUCCCCUUCGCUGCCAAUUCACUCUCUCCCUCAUUCCUUCACUCUAAAUGUUGCUCCUUUCUUCUCAAAGCAUCAAAUAUGGAGGGAGUCGAAAUUAAGGUGGAAGAAGAAGUGGGUAGCAGACAAAAGAAGAAAGUAUUUGUUGCGGGGGCGAGCGGGAGCACGGGAAGGAGGAUAGUUGAACAGCUUUUGAGGAAGGGGUUUGCCGUUAAGGCAGGCGUUCGAGACAUAGAAAAGGCUAAAACAAGCUUACCAAGUAGCAACCUUGAUCUUCAAUUUGUAAAAGCUGAUGUAACAGAGGAAUGUACUAAAUUAGCUGAUGCCAUAGGUGAAGAUUCAGAUGCGGUGAUAUGUGCAACAGGAUUUCGGCCGUCUUGGGAUUUAUUGUCUCCAUGGAAGGUGGAUAACUUUGGAACAGUAAACCUUGUGGAUGCAUGCAGAAAACGCGGUGUGGAUAGAUUCAUCCUGAUCAGUUCUAUCCUAGUUAAUGGAGCUGCAAUGGGCCAGUUGCUCAACCCAUCAUACCUGAUACUGAAUGUGUUUGGUUUGGUGUUGAUUGCCAAGCUACAAGCAGAGAAAUACAUAAGGAGAUCUGGAAUCAAUUACACCAUUGUAAGGCCUGGUGGUUUAAGAAACAAUCCUCCAAAUGGAAAUAUAGUCAUGGAGCCUGAGGACACUCUUUGGAGGUUCAAUUUCAAGAGAUCAGGUCGCCGAAGUUGCAGUUGAGGCAUUGCUGCAUCCAGAAUCUCACUACAAAGUAGUGGAGAUAGUUGCUACUACUGAUUCUCCUAAGCGCUCAUUCCCCGAACUUUUUGGUUCUAUAAAACAAAGGUAGAGCUUCAUCUAUAUAUGUACAAAAACCUUUCACAAACUGUGCUUUCCCAAUAAACUACGGUUUUGUAUUAUUUACCUGGAUUAACAUUGUUAAGUUAGCAUAGAGUGUUGUUGUACUUUGGUUGUGUUUGUAAUCAAGCCAUCAAGGUGCGUAGGAGCUGUUACACUUUUUUUGGGGUUGAAGUUGAGGAAACCCAUAGCGUAACCUGGGAGCAUCGUGUUCGUAGAAGUUUGGUAUCUCUCCCGACAGGGACAGCCGGACAGGAGUGGCCAAUUUGACCAUCUCGAAAUGUGAAACCUUGCUGUUAAAACCUUUCUGUUAAAGGUUUUCCACUUUGGUGGAUCUUAAGCACAUGUUCCUCAACAAUUCUUAGUGAUUAUUUUUACAAAUAAGCUUAAAGCAAAUAUAACACUUCUCCUGGCCUAUAAUGGAAGAUACGUUUGAGUAUGUCAUGAGUUUUAAGAAAAUAAAUGAGUUUGACACUCGGAAAAAAGUAGUAUAGGUACAUAAAAAGUGAAAUGAUAGAUAAAAGAGAAAUUGAGAAAGUAAAAACGUUAGUGAUGUUUUGCUCAAUUUUUUUUGAGACAACUCAAUAAAGAAAGCGUAUAAUGUUCUUUUUCUUUCAAAAAUAGAUUUGGUCAAGCAUUCUUUGUAAUAAGAGACCUUAAUCCUUAAAUUAUAAGCCCUAACCAACCCCCCUUAAUCUUAAAUUAAAUUCUACACACUUGAAAACUACCUCUAAAGAAAAUGAACAUUUAAAAAAAAUAAGAAAAGCCUUAUAAUGUAAAGAAAAAUUACAAAUAUAUUACUUCCAAGUUUUGAUUGGACAAAAAUAAGACUACUUCUUUAUCUACACAAAAAGACCACUUUAGAGUUCAAAUGAUUGGAAUAUCCAUAAUUUUGUCCUCCCUUUCUAUUGGCUCUCCUCCGGCCUCCAGCCGAUCAGGCUCAUCUCCCUUCUCUUGUAGCCUUCCCCUUGCGGAGUUGCGGGUCUGCCACUGCUUCCUCCAUCUCAAGUUGUCGCCGCUGCUGUCGCACAUCCUUAACCUUCUUGUUUGAGCAUGAUGAAUCACUUCGUGCCAUUGAGUCGACAGUGGAGACUUAGUGUCAUUGGUAGCCUUGUUUGAGGUGGACAGGGUUGGGUGAUGAGAGCGAUGGUUAGGGGCAUUCAGGGUGGGCGGUAGCGAGAGAUCUCUUCGACACACUUUUGCAAUGCUCCUACGAAGAUGACAUAAUUAUUUGACGUUGGCAGUGAGAGAUCUCUUUGGCGGUGAUGACAAUAACUCUCUUCUUCGGCUACAGGGAUUUGGUUUCAGAUUUGAGUGGUUAGGGUUUCGAUCGAUUGUGGCGUUUACAAUUUUAAUUCGGUGACAUCGACAAUUAGGACUCGAUAAAGUGACACUGUGGCACGGGGUCAAUGUGCUAGAGAAAAUUGGUCACUAAGGCAUUGGAUUCAGUGGCACUAGUAACAUUUGUAAAUUGUAAGAUUGUAAAAGUCAUAUUGAUCUCUUUUUUGGAUUUUAUAAAAAGUAUUGCUGUUUUUUACUUGAUUUUUCCUUUAGCAAUAUACUAAUACUACACAUUUAGGUUCACAUUUUCACUCCAUCUUCUUUUGCUAACCCUAAACGUUUGAUGACUAAUAUUUCGAUCACCUAUCUUCUCAAAACAAUCUCGUAUUUUUUCCUCUCUCACUAGAAGUUCUCUCUUUUUUUUUUUAAUCUUCUCGAUGCAUCUUUUUCCAUUUUUCUUUCAUUUUUUGUUAAUUUUAUUUAUUUUCUCUGUUUAUGUAUCCUUUCCGCCAUAUCAUAAAAGCUUUUUUGUACAGGAUUCCCCUUCAUUUGUUUUCAUUUCUUCUUCUUCUUUUGCGCCCCUAUUUUUACUUCUAUUUCCCUUUUUUG
Cuscuta europaea is the source of this 2792-nucleotide messenger RNA. Lineage: Eukaryota; Viridiplantae; Streptophyta; Magnoliopsida; Solanales; Convolvulaceae. The record is from the annotation of a GenBank genome assembly.